Molecule: messenger RNA, 1005 nt
Organism: Endocarpon pusillum Z07020
Lineage: Eukaryota; Fungi; Ascomycota; Eurotiomycetes; Verrucariales; Verrucariaceae
Exons: 1
Coding region: 1-1005 (334 amino acids)
Source: RefSeq, a predicted model, not a curated record
AUGGCCGCGCCCUUCGUAGGUCUUGCACUGUCAGGUGCUACACCCCUGAUCAAUAACUACGAAAAAGCUUGGGACCCGCUCAAGUCGAAAGCCCAGAAAAUGCGGGAGCAUCACAAGGGUGGUCGUAGGCGGCAUGAUGAUGAUUAUGAUGAGCCGACGCCCGAGGAACGUGGAUGGGUCUUGAAAAAGCGGUCGGAGGUGCAGUCCGACGAGGAAAUAGUGGAACGGGUGCCUCGAAACCAGCAAAUCAUCCCAUACAGACCGCGUGCAAAUCGUCGAGCCAGUUCACUUGAUGGCAAUGACUAUAGGGACAGACGUGUUGGUGCCUACAAAGGUCGACGCGACGCCUCAGAUUCAGAAAGCUCUGUACCACCUCGAUCCCGCGUCUCCCGCACCAGGUCCAAACGAUCGUCUUCCAAGUCUACCUCGAGUUCCGACGACCUUGGAUCCUCUACGGAUGACGAGCGCCGGUGCCGAGACAUAAAUCGCAAGAAAUGGUUGACCAGCGGUCUUGCGGCAGUUGCCACGAUCCACGCCGCUGCCAAAAUCUACUCGUCACUCGAAGCAAGAGACAAACGUCAUGAGCAAGUCAUGGCUGGGGACAUGUCACCCGAGGAGGCACGCAAGAAACGAAAUAGAGGACGGAUACAAGAUGCUGCUGCUGUUGGAGUUGCAGCACUUGGAAUCAGAGGAGCAAUGGGUGAAUGGCGUGAGGUUGAGGAGAAAGCGGAAGAGCACAAGAAGUACCUGAAACAAAAGGAGGAAAAUCACCGGAAAAGGAUGGAGAAACAGAAAAGAAUGAUGGCAGCAAGUCGAGGGGAGUAUGGGUCUGGGUCUGGGUCUGGAUAUCAUGAUGAUCGAGAUGAUAGAGAACAUCGGCAGAGAGCCAUAAAAGAUCAUGGAGAAUAUGACAGGCACAGGAGCAAGAGUAUGAGCACUUAUGACGAUGAUCGUGACGCCCGGGCUCUUGUCAGGAGCAAGAGCAGAAGGCGCAGUGACGAGUAG